This is a messenger RNA of Sphaerodactylus townsendi, 2412 nucleotides long. RefSeq names its product BTB domain containing 17 (gene BTBD17). The record is from RefSeq and is a predicted model, not a curated record. The coding region runs from base 33 to 1484 and encodes 483 amino acids. The transcript is spliced from 3 exons. Lineage: Eukaryota; Metazoa; Chordata; Lepidosauria; Squamata; Sphaerodactylidae. Gene Ontology annotation, molecular function: protein binding.
UUCCCUCGGUGGACACGCUCAAAGAAAGAGCCAUGGCGAAAGCAACAGGGGUCCGGCAUGCCACACCCAGGCGAUGGGCCUGCUCUUUAGCUGCACUGUCACUGCUGUGCCUGGCAGUCCAAGCAGUCCAGAAAGCAGAGCUUGGUGGGGAUUCUACGGUGGCCACCAUCAACCACUCCCUUUCAUUGCUGCAGCAAUUACAAGAACUCCUGCACAACGGGAAUGCCAGCGACACUACCCUGCGGGUGCGAACAACUGGCUCCGAUGAAAUCAAAGUCUUCCACACCCACCAGCUGAUGCUCAGCUUGCAAAGUGAGAUCUUCGAGAGCCUCCUCCACAACCAAACAAUGUUGACCCUGCACGAGUCACCUGACAGUGCUGCCCUUUUUGAAAAGUUCAUCAGGUAUCUGUACUGCGGCGAGAUCUCCAUCCUCCUCCACCAAGCCAUCCCUCUUCACCGACUCGCUAGCAAAUAUCGUGUCUCCAGCUUACAGCGUGGCGUAGCUGAAUAUAUGAAGAAUCACUUGGCCAUCGAGUCAAACCAGGGCCACGUGGUGAGCUGGUAUCACUAUGCAGUGCGGAUUGGAGAUGAGGCUUUGCAGGAGAGCUGCCUCCAGUUCCUGGCCUGGAAUCUCUCCGCUGUGAUGGGCACUGCCGAAUGGGCCUCAGUGAGCGUAGAGCUGCUGCUGCUGUUGCUUGAACGCUCUGACCUGGUCCUUCAAAGUGAACUGGAAUUGUACACCGCUGUGGAGGAAUGGGUGGCGAAGCAUCAGCCCGAGAGCUCAGUAGUGGAAAAGAUGCUGAGAUCUAUGCGCUACCCUAUGAUCUCCCCCAGUCAUCUCUUUCACCUGCAGAAGCAAUCUUUGGUGAUGGUGAAGCACUACAACGCUGUGCAGGACCUGCUCUUCCAGGCUUUCCAGUUCCACUCUGCCUCCCCCAUCCACUUUGCCAAGUACUUUGAUGUCAACUGCAGCAUGUUCCUGCCUCGCAACUACCUCUCCACCUCUUGGGGCUCCCAAUGGGUCAUUAAUAACCCAGCUCGGGAUGACCGCAGCACUAGUUUCCAGACUCAGCUGGGACCCAGCAAUCAUGACUCUUCCAAGCGGGUGACUUGGAACGUCCUGUUCUCCCCACGGUGGCUCCCUGUCAGCUUGCGUCCUGUCUACUCCGAUUCCGUCUCGGGAGCCAUUCAGUCCAUCAGAAUUGAGGACGGACGCCCUCGGCUGGUCAUCACUCCAGCCACAACCAGCUCGGACUUUGCUGGGGUCAGUUUCCAGAAGACCAUCUUAGUGGGAGUGAAGCAGCAGGGCAAAGUCUUUGUCAAACAUGCCUACAGCUUCCAUCAGAGCACAGAUGAAGUGCCCGACUUCCUGAUGCACGCCGACUUGCAGAAGCGCACUUCUGAAUACCUCAUUGAUAAUUCUCUGCACCUGCAUAUCAUCAUUAAGCCUGUCUACCAUUCGCUGAUCAAGGUGAAGAAGUAGGAAAAAGUGGGAAGCCAAGGGACAGCAGGGCAAGGCAUGGGGUGAGCUCUGCUAUUUUGCAUUGAAGAACGGUGACUCAACCACCAUACACUGCAAAAAGUUUGACACAUAAUCUGUAUUUUGCAAUUUAUGGAUGCCAGAAUGACUUUCUGUGAUAAGCCCACAGUGCUCCACAAUAACACCUGUUCUGGCAAAUCUGGAAUUUUUAGUUUUUUUAGAUAGAGGGGAAAUGAAGGGAGUGUGGGAAAUUCUUUGGACAUUUCAGUUGCUUAUGUUUAGAUCCCGUCCAUCUUCCUUCAAGUUACUCAGGUAGAAUUGGAGGAUCUCUGUGGUGCUUUGAAUUAGGAUAUUCUCAAAGGUACACCAAUAGCGACAGCUUUGUCUCUUACCUACCUAGAACCUGAUAUGUUCUCCAUGUUUUAACUUGCAUGUCUGUGGUAUUGUGUGAAAUUGACCGAUACAGGCAAAGAAUGAAGCACUUCGGUAGAACAAAAAAAAGAGGUCUCUUUAUGCUGUCCUCAUUUGUCCUAGAUAUGUCAGCAUUCUGGUUUGUUUGAUUCCAACUCAAGGGAUCCAUGGGGUGUGCGUGCAGACUAGGCUAGGGUGGAGAGAGAAACCCAAUCUCCAGCUGUCUCCUGCGAAGUCCAGACAGGGUAGCUUAAAGGAUAAAAGGCAUUUGAGCUCAUAGCUUGGUUUGGUUUGCCUUCAUUAGGGGCGUAUAUUUGCUUGAUACUAUUUAGCCAUAAUAAAUUUACCACCAGCAGAAAAAAAGUGUGAAGCGACCCCCAUUAUGAGAAGUGGAAAUAAGCAUGAAAAUAACAUGAGAGGAGAAUAAAUGACUUAUGCUCCUAGCCAGGGCAACCCAUCCCACCCUCUGGACACCUAUCAUGUCCAGAACCCACCCCCAAUAAAAACCUGCUGUUCACAA